CCAUAACCACUUUCUUCCAACUACCUAUACUUAUUCAUUAUAAGAUCUUGAACUCUUUUCGAUCUCAUUAUGAUAUUCGGAACCAUAAAGCCAAAGAAUGCCCUAGCUGUCAAAUAUGUGGCCCGCGGCGUGGAGUUUAUGGGUCCGCGCCCGGAGUUAGUCAUGUUUUGUCCAGGACAAGACCCUUUUUUUGUUUUAAACUUCCUAUACCACCACCAUAGAGUCCCUCCCGGCAAUCGCCCGUUAACCAAUAGUGACAUAGCGUGGAAGUUUGGACAAGGGACACCUGCACUAGGCCAUGCAGAUGUUGAUUUCAUCAUAACGGAGUCUAACAGCAAGCGCAUGCCAGAUAUAUCGAUGGAAAUAUACCCAGAGAUAAAAUCUGGCGCGCUCAUGUUGAAAAACCCAUCGACACAUCUUCUAAAGGUGGCGAACGGUUCAUCCGAAGGUGGCGACCUCGUUUUGGGACAAGGUGAAACGGUACAUCUUUGGAAAGAAUCGACCACGGUGCGCUUAUUUACAAGGUCUCCUAGAACAUAUUUAGAGUUUGAAAUAAAACUAUGGUGUUCCAGCAAGGAGCAUUAUGUUAUGGAACGCGAUGAUUUUUUUCGCAGAAUUCGGCCCAACUAUCACCCUAUGCCUGGGUUGAAUCCCCUUCCCUCCCCGACCCAUCAAGAGGUCAGCGACAUCAUUGUUCACGGUCUUCCGGUCAGGGAGGCCUCAGGGAACCAUGUUUACUCUGCUAUACACAAGAUGACUGGUGAGCCGCUAGUUAUCAAACGACUCGAGAUCCUCGAAGGUGAUGACGUGGGACGGAGGAUCGACUCAAUACGCAAUGAGGUCCAAAUGUCCAGGGCGACUCGGAACGGCUUUACUGCGUAUAUAGAUAACAUAUGGUAUUCACAUGGUGUGUCAGUUGAACCUCAACUCGCCCCAGCUACAUGUUUCUUGGUUAUGGGAAAAGCCGACAGUAAUAUGCGAUAUUUCCUUGCAACGAAACGGGAGAUAGGUAUCGGAUACCGCCUCCAAUUACUAAACGCCGUGUUGAUUACGAUGUACGAACUCCAUCAAGUUGGCGUCUUCCACCGGAAUAUCUCCUUAAAGAGUGUUCUUAUCCUCUGCAAGAGAGAUCUAAAUGAUGAGUUGAUGUAUCAUCCAAUACUUGGCGAUUUUAGCCGAGCGACUAAGUUGGAGAAAGAUACUGAGGAGAAUCUUGGACCUGCUCAUACGGUUGCCCCAGAGGUUGGUAGAGGUGAAUAUGCCUGUGCUCCUGUCGAUAUUUGGGACUUCACAGUGCUAUGCAUCUCCGUUCUCGAGGGUUGCGUACCAGAGGGCAACAAUGAUGUUGGUGCGGUUGGUAUUCUCAAACCUCUUGAUAGGCUAAACGCGCUUUACGCAUCCAGCGUAAUUGGCCUCGAUUUAUAUAAUAUUCUCCGCAAGGGAAUAGCAGAAAAUCCCGAGGAGAGGAUAUCGGCUCGCGAGAUGUGGCAAAGCGAUGUUUGGAGCGCCAGGAAUGCCGGUUAAGGUAUAUUUGCUUUGGUGUUGAAGGAAUCGGGGCAUGGGAAAGACAUGAUGUUUAGACGACGGCCGAUUAAGGUAUAUUUGCUUUGGUGUUGAAGGAAUUGAAGGAAUCGAGGCAUAUCAAAGAGAAAUCGUCUUAAUUGGGUAUACUUCAAGUGAGUUAUUAAUUGAAAUGGUUAAUUGAUUGUAAUAAUUUGGCAGGAUGGUAAAUGUUGUAAUUAUCGUCCACAAGUAGUGAGCAUUAAUAUUCUCCGGACCUUUUUGCUGAGCUGGCUCAAAAAGCGCCUUAACCACUUGAAGUGACGCUAAAUCUUUCUAGCGCUACCCUAGCUUCAAUCUCUAAAGCCUUUCAUUGGAUGCAUCCUCUAGUCUAGCGGGUUCGCUCAAUCCCUGAUUAAAUAGGUACCUACCCUACC
This is a messenger RNA of Annulohypoxylon maeteangense, 1937 nucleotides long. RefSeq names its product kinase-like domain-containing protein. Bases 70 to 1524 code for a protein of 484 amino acids. Gene Ontology annotation, molecular function: ATP binding; protein kinase activity. The record is from RefSeq and is a predicted model, not a curated record. NCBI's taxonomy places the organism in Eukaryota, Fungi, Ascomycota, Sordariomycetes, Xylariales, Hypoxylaceae. The transcript has a single exon. Gene Ontology annotation, biological process: protein phosphorylation.